Messenger RNA from Fraxinus pennsylvanica, 1302 nucleotides. Lineage: Eukaryota; Viridiplantae; Streptophyta; Magnoliopsida; Lamiales; Oleaceae. The record is from the annotation of a GenBank genome assembly.
AUGCUUGAUGUUAGGCCUAGGUGUGGGUGUGUCGAUCGGGUCUGUAAAGCCAAGUAUGAGGACUUGCAAAAGCGUUAUUCUGGCUCCACGGCUUGGUUUGAAGAGCUAAGAAAUCGCCGAGUGGAGGAGCUGAAGAGAGAAUUAGCUAGAUCUGAAGACUCAAUAGGGUCUCUUGUGUCAAAAAUAAAAACUCUGGAGGCAGAGAAACAACAUUCAAAUCAGGCUGAUUAUAGUUCCCUCCAGUCUGAAUCUCCUCUACUAAAUUCAGGCAGCGUAGAGUCUUUUGGCAAAGAGACAUCGAAGGACGAACACUCUGCUGGAAGCUUUACGAAAGAUACCAGGACAAGUACAAGCUGGUUAUAUGAACGUCCACAUCCAGUGACAGUGUUAGCUGCGGAAACAGAUGUGAAACCCAAUGUUUCAUUUUCCUCUGAGCAGGAUAAAGAUCUAAGCAUUCAGACUGGGCAAGGAGUGCCUAUCAGGAAGAGAAGAGGCCAGAGGAAGAGGAAGGACUGUAAUAGAGAUGCCAAAGAAGGGAGUGUCGCAGAGAGUGACAACUUGGGUUCGUCCAAUGCAGCCUUGACUACAUGGAAGGAUGCAUCUACCAGUGAUUGUCAUUGGAUUACAAGAGAAUCCAGUAAAGUUAAUCAUAAUGGAGAUUCAUAUACUUCGAGUAGAGAUGAUUUGAUGGAAAUUUUUGAUUCAGUUGCCUCGAGUGAACUGGCCAUGGUCUUUAGACAUCGGAUGGACAGUCAGAAACGAGCAAGAUAUAGGAAAUUAAUCAGAUGCCAUGUAGAUAUCAGCACGAUAAGAUCAAGCAUCAUUGGACAUUCCAUAAGAUCUGCUAAAGAACUCUUCAGGGAAUUGCUUUUGCUUGCAAACAAUGCCCUGGUGUUCUACUCGAAAAGAACUCGAGAGUACAAAUCAGCAGUGUGUCUCAGAGAUCUGGUCAUGAAAAAAUACCGGCAGCAUUUCAGAAGCUCCUCCAACAAAGCUACAUCUGCCCUGCUUCCUAUGCGACCAAUGUCUAAUCCUCCUGUGAAGCCUCGGAGUGCACGUCCACGCCCUCGUCCUUUUCCAUGCAAAGAUAAAAUCACCGAGAAGUUUCCCAGUGAUGAUAAUCUAGAUCCUGCUACUGCCGAGGAACAGAAAACACCAUAUAAUUCGGAGUUAGAUAUGUCGUUGCAGUGCUUGUUAAAGGCUAGGAAAGACAUCAAAUUGCCAGGAAAGCCGAAAGUUGGGUUGGAUAAUUCAUGGCCUAAGUCUCAUGUAAAAGAAAGAAAACGAAUUCGACAAAAGUGA